AUGAAGAAUCUUCGAUAUUUUUGCCCACCCAAAUAUUGUUAUGACAGAACUAUUGAAGAUAUUCUUCCUGCUGAUAUAAUUGAGCAGAUUGAGUUAGAUCCUGAAGAAUCUUAUACUCCGGGAGAAAAUAAAAAUAACAACUUAGAAUUUUAUAGAGAAGUUUCAGAAACUAACAUUGAAACUAAGAGGGAAACCCAAAUAUAUAAUCCAAUUACCAUUACAAAGAAAACGAUUGAGCAUUAUAAAGUUCAAAUUGAAAACGAAAUUGUUAAUGCUCUUUGUUUAUUCGAUUGUAUGCAACGUGAUUCAGAUUUUGUAAUAGUUAGAGGAGGAAAAUACGUUCAAAGUGGAAAAAUUAUUCAAAAUUUAUCAUCACCCGAAAAAAUCGAAACUUCUUUUCAGAUUAUUGCUAUUGACCACAAUGGAUUACUCCAUAGCUACUUGGAACAGCAAAAGAAACGAGCUUUUAAUCUAUCAAAAGUUUUAAUUAAAAAAUAUGACAUUCAAACUAAUAUCGUAAACUGUUUUGCAGUUUGUGGUAGAGUUAGGGGACUUUUAAGAAUACAAGUUACAAACUCAAACGCUCCGAAUAUAGAUUUCCUAAUUCAUGAUUUGAUUCAAUUGUUUUGCUGCUCAAUAGAAAUCUACGAAUCCGAAUAG
Molecule: messenger RNA, 660 nt
Organism: Trichomonas vaginalis G3
Lineage: Eukaryota; Parabasalia; Trichomonadida; Trichomonadidae
Exons: 1
Coding region: 1-660 (219 amino acids)
Source: RefSeq, a predicted model, not a curated record